Molecule: messenger RNA, 789 nt
Organism: Oppiella nova
Lineage: Eukaryota; Metazoa; Arthropoda; Arachnida; Sarcoptiformes; Oppiidae
Source: the annotation of a GenBank genome assembly
GGUGUCGACCAUAAUGUCGACCUCAACGGCAACCUUAAGAUACCCGUCGUAUAUGAACAACGAUCUGAUAGGACUGAUCGCACCAUUAAUACCGAUGCCUCGGCUCCACUUCCUAAUGACGGGAUACACUCCACUGACCACUGAGACCAAUGAAAAGCAACGAAGUGAAGCCAACCAACCGGCCAUUCGUAAGACAACAGUUUUGGAUGUCAUGAGACGUCUGUUGGACGACAAGAAUAUGAUGGUCUCGACGCUAAUGCAGGCGCGCAAUGCCGGCCACUGCUAUAUAUCGAUCCUGAAUAUAAUCCAAGGAGAGGUCGAUCCGACACAAGUGAACAAAAGCCUUAUGAGGAUCAGAGAGGGCAAGAAGGCUCAGUUCAUCCCAUGGGGUCCGGCGGGCAUUCAGGUGGCGCUCUCUCGCAAAUCGCCAUACAUUCAGACACCACACCGAGUCUCAGGACUUCUCAUCGCAAACCACACCUCUAUAUCAUACUUAUUCGAGCGAACUCUUCAACAAUACGAUAAACUUCGAAAACGUGAGGCAUUUCUGGAACAGUUCCGCAAAGAGGAUAUGUUUAGAGAGAAUUUGGAUGAACUCGACUCAUCGCGAGAGGUGAUCCAGGAGUUGGUCGACGAGUACAUAUCGGCCACAAAACCAGAUUAUCUCCAAUGGCUUCAGAAGAAGACAUAAUCAUCUCUUAUGACCAUCUCUUGUAAGUUAUUUCACUAUUACUGUAAUUAGUACUGCAUUUGAAUGCUUUAUAAUAAUAGUGUCAUUAUUAUCACCGU